AUGAGCUUCCUGGACCGAUUCCAGGGGAAAAAUGCUACCGUCACAGCACAAGGGCAUCUCAAGAAAGCAGACGGGAGUGAGGAGAUUCGAGUCGGCCCCCCCAAGCGCAGACCUCCACAACAACAGCAAAAAUCCUCGCAGCAGCGUCCGGUUGAAAACAACAACAGCCCGUACGACGGUCAGACCAUGCUGCGCCAGCCAGCGAAGAUACAAGUUCCGCAAAACUCUCCAAAAGAAUGUCGAUCUCCACGAGAAAUCAACGAAAGUCGAGUUGUCACAGAGCAAGACCAACUUGCCUUCAGUCGCAAGGCUCGUACCGUGCAGUACGAACCUUGUAAGCUAGCGCAAUACAAGAAAGAGAAACCAGACGGGUACUACGAACUGGGAAAGCUUCAGCCCGACCUGAACACUGACGAAUUGGUGGAGAAGCGCGCGAAGAAUGAUCGUAUCAAAGCAUUCUCCCAGAAUCUACGGACCAUUAACAAAAACACGCAGUCAAAGAAACCAGUAGAUGCGACUAAAGAGCAGCUAGCCAACGCUAAGCCCAGGUCGAGUCGGGAAAAGGGACUGGCGUUCGCUAAACGCGUUCCGAAACCUCGACUGUCCCAGAGAUCGGACUCUGCAGAAGGGGAGCUUCCUACAGUCAAGGCCAGAGCUCAACGCAGUCAGAUGUCCAAGCCAAAGAACCCCAAUGUUGUACUGGAUGAUGACUCGAGACGACGAGCUUAGCGCCGAGCUGCGACUGCUGCAACAACGUCACGAAGCGUCACGUGCAGAGGUCGAAGCUCUGGUUGGGUCAGUCUAGUGUAUUGACAUAGCUGCUCCGCACUUUGCUUCACAUUUCUUUUUUAACUUUAAUAUUAA
This is a messenger RNA of Phytophthora infestans T30-4, 864 nucleotides long. RefSeq lists its product as uncharacterized. The record is from RefSeq and is a predicted model, not a curated record. The transcript has 2 exons. Bases 1 to 729 code for a protein of 242 amino acids. Lineage: Eukaryota; Oomycota; Peronosporomycetes; Peronosporales; Peronosporaceae.